Molecule: messenger RNA, 3998 nt
Organism: Gavia stellata (red-throated loon)
Lineage: Eukaryota; Metazoa; Chordata; Aves; Gaviiformes; Gaviidae
Gene: CARNMT1
Product: carnosine N-methyltransferase 1
Exons: 8
Coding region: 1-1332 (443 amino acids)
Molecular function (GO): S-adenosylmethionine-dependent methyltransferase activity
Source: RefSeq, a predicted model, not a curated record
AUGUCGGCCACGUGCGCCGUGUCCCGUAAAGCGCUGCCGCCGCGUCCCCCGGGCGAGAGGGACCCGCCGGCCAAGGCGAUGCGCAGGGGGCUGCGGCGGGGCCACGAGGAGGAGCGGGAGCAGCUGCCGUGGCCGGGAGAGAGCGCGGGCGGCGGGGGCGGCGAGCCCGAGGCGGCGCAGGCGGCCUCGCUGAGCGACGAGCGGCGGAGGCGGCAGCCGCAGGAGCCGAGGGCGCUGGCUGCCACGGCGGCCGGGGUGGAGGAGGAGACGGAGGAGGAGCGGCUGGAGCGGGAGCAUUUCCGGAGGAUCAUCAACGCCUUCCGAUACUACGGAACGAAUAUGCAUGAACGAGUGAACAGAACAGAGAGGCAGUUUAAAUCUCUCCCAGCUAACCAACAGAGUCUUCUUCCUCAAUUUCUUCCUCACCUUGACAAGAUUCGGAAGUGCAUUGAUCAUAAUCAAGAGAUACUACAGACCAUUGUGAAUGACUGCGCUCAUAUGUUUGAAAAUAAAGAAUAUGGAGAAGACGGAAGAGGGAAGAUUACACCAGCUUCAACAUUUGACAUGGAUAAAUUAAAAUCCACUUUGAAGCAAUUUGUGAGAGACUGGAGCGAAGAGGGAAAGCCUGAGAGAGAUUCCUGCUACCAGCCAAUCAUUAAUGAAAUUGUAAAGAACUUUCCAAAAGAAAGAUGGGAUUUCUCCAAAGUUAAUAUCCUGGUACCUGGUGCUGGGCUAGGUAGAUUGGCGUGGGAAAUAGCUAUGCUCGGUUAUGCUUGCCAAGGAAAUGAAUGGAGCCUCUUUAUGCUCUUUUCUUCUAACUUUGUACUCAACAGAUGCUCUGAAAUUAACUCAUAUAAGCUUUACCCCUGGAUUCAUCAGUUUAGCAAUAACAGAAGAUCUGCUGAUCAGAUACGUCCAAUUUAUUUCCCUGAUGUUGAUCCUCACAGUCUUCCUUCUGGUUCAAACUUCUCUAUGACAGCAGGGGAUUUUCAAGAAAUUUAUUCCGAGUGCAAUACUUGGGACUGCAUAGCAACUUGCUUUUUCAUAGAUACAGCACAUAACGUUAUUGAUUACAUUGAUACUAUAUGGAAAAUACUAAAGCCUGGAGGAAUAUGGAUAAAUGUAGGUCCUCUCCUUUACCACUUUGAAAACUUGGGAAAUGAACUUUCUAUAGAAUUAAGCUACGAGGAUAUAAAAAAUGUUAUACUGCAAUAUGGAUUCCACAUAGAGGUGGAAAAAGAAUCUGUACUGUCGACUUACACUGUGAAUGAACUCUCCAUGAUGAAAUACUACUAUGAAUGCGUGUUGUUUGUGGUGAGAAAACCAGAAUAGAAGUGGUCUGAAUAGGUUAAUCAGAAAAAAAAACAUUGGCUUGAAAGCUAGCAAUGAGAAUAAAAUGGACUGGAUGAUGUCUGGACACAACCUCAAAUCAGUGGUGCCUUCUUAUUCCUAAUGGGUUUUAGAUAGUGUCUAUUUUCUUAAUAUCUCUGUUGCUAUCCAGACAUGUACUAUGCCAUGCAUAUUUGUAACAUACUUGUGCAAAUGGAGGAGGAAGUGUUCACAUACACAGUCUUUGUGCUUUGGAAUGCAUUAAAAAUAAAAGCAAAAACGUUUUCUUGAGAAUAAAAUUUAAUGUUUGCCAUAACCAGGCUAAUUCACUGCAUAUGCUGCCUCAUUUUUCAUAGAUGUAUAAUGAUUUUCUUUUUCCUGCUUUCUGAUGUUAGGAAUGCAUAGAUGUGCUUACUGUGCUAGCUGCGUCACAUUUAGAGAAGUGUUUCUAAACAUAAAUUAUGAAGUCUGAAAUGGUUGGAAAGUGAUAAAAUUAUUCUUGAUAGAUACAGUAACCAUCAGAACUGUUACAGCAUUUUCUGUGCAACUGAAACUAAGUAGACUGUAUUACAAAUUCUAAUCUUGCCUGGAUCACUGUUCAGAAUUUAAUCAAAACACAGAACCUAUAGGGAAUUUGAAAUACUAUGUGAAAGCAGAGUACUGAGUGAAGAAAAAGCAGCAUGUCACCAGAGAAGCAGUAUGUUAACAUCAGUUCCGGAGUAACACCUAUUUUGAUUAAGCUCUUAGUGUUGAAACUGAAAUAUGUUAAAUGCUUUGCCAUCUUAAAAUACAUUGAUUUUGAGUCACCUACUUCCUGCUUAAGCCAAAACAGUGAAGCAGUAUUUUUUUGUUAAACAUAAUUAACAAAAAGACAGGUCAUAACUUGAGCUCUUUUCUUUUUUUAAAUUUUAUAACAUGGCUGAGUUAUCCAUGCCAUGUGUAGGUAGUGCAACAGAAAAAUCCCUGUUUCUCAAAGGGGAGGGGAAAAAAGCUACAUGUGAAUAAUAUGUGCUGUAAUCUCAUCUCUCCCUGAGUCAGCAUAUGCAGGCCAAUUGGUAGACAAUUUCCUUGUAACUUCAGGCAGGCGCCUUACCCUUGUGACUUAGUGACUUCUUUGUUUUUUAUACUAAUGGUUUUUUUCUUGGCAGAUGUGGCUUAGGUGAAUAUUUAAUCUACAAAUCGUGAUACUAUACAAGAGACUGAAUCUUCUCUCACUUAGAAGUGACAGAAGAUGUGCAUGAGAAAAACAUUAAUUAGUAAUCACCGUGCUGAGAGGAGGUGUCAUGUUAGCCAUUUUGUUUUCUUAAUAUAUUGGUUAACUUAAGUACCAUUUUCAUGCAUUUUCAGAAAUGUCUUUAAAAUGUAAAAACAUUAUGAUAAGGAACCAAGGGGUUUUUCGUAUUUGGUCAUAAUGACACUGGACAAUAGCUUGUUUGUUUCCCAUUAUUUCUAGUCCCUUUUUUCAUGGUGAUGUCCUAAUCACAUCUCUUUUAUAGAUCUGUUACUGGCUUUUGGAUUUUUCCCAUUAAGGACAGAAAUUUGAGCCUUUGUUCCUAAAUUGAAAGUCUGCAAGGAGGGAAAACACAAACAUUUUUUUGUAUAGUUUCAACACCACAUAAGAGAGUGUGUGCCUGGGUAUGUGGAGUGCUGUGCCCCUUUCUGCUCAGAAUCCGUGUUGAGAAUAAAGGCUUCUAGUCUACAGAAGUUUUCAAUUAAAGCUUUGCUCUUAAACUAGUUUUACUUCAACUGUCUCUUCUUGCUCGAAGUGCACCACCAAGAUUUAGCUCCAUAAAUUAAAAGUCAAAGUUCUGCCCUGCUCCAAGAAAAAUGUGUUAAAAGCUGAAACACUGCUGUUGCAACAAGUAGGUUAAAAAUAAAAGCCCUUGCACACCUAAAAAUAAUAGUUUUUAAAAGCUGCUUUAAUUCCCUUAUUAUAUGAUUUAAUUUAUUCUUUGAGAGGCUUUGUGAUUCUUUGCUUUCGUUCUGAUUUUUUUUUCCAUAGGUAGAAUAUGAUUAAUAUUUCACUUGAUUUUCAGGCUCCUUGAAAUAAGGCAAGGUUAGGUGAAUGUCGAUUAUGUGCAUAUUAGUACAUAUAUCUGCAAUACUGCCCAAUUUCUGCCUCCUCCCCAGUCUGUAGUUACACUUGAAAUGUGGUGUUCUUGCUUUUCACAUGUAGGCAAUUGAACUUUUGAUUUCUGGUUGAAUGUCAGUAUCCUUUGUUCUGGUGGUUUUCUUCUUUGCCACCCCACAUUGUCACAAGUGCCAUUUUUUGUGUUGUUUUUGGAAAGGAUGUUUUUAUUUACUCAUAUCAGGUAUAUAGCGAUGUGCUUCUAUUUCUAACCUAGAAAAUGCCAGUUUUCCUCAAUGUUUUCCUUUUAAAUUGUAAUAGUUGCAUUGAGUUGGAAGCAGAAUAAUCUUGUGAAUAAGUUAUAUGAGUUAGUAGUGGUAUACCUGCAGUCCUGUUUGAGUUCUUAAAAGUCAUCACUUGUAUUUUUAUGCACAGGGAUAAUUGUGUAUUAUUGAAUGUGAGCACAUUCUUCUUUUCAGCUGUGUACACAGGGGGGAAAAUGCUUAAAGUGUUCACCAGCUGAAGCCAAGACCAUUUAAUCUAGGUCAGUAUUAAGCUGUACGCGGUAUCGGGUGUAAAAUAAAACGCUGCAUAACCUUCA